Messenger RNA from Bradysia coprophila, 2638 nucleotides. RefSeq lists its product as uncharacterized. NCBI's taxonomy places the organism in Eukaryota, Metazoa, Arthropoda, Insecta, Diptera, Sciaridae. The record is from RefSeq and is a predicted model, not a curated record.
UUAACAGCCGAAAACCAUUCUCAUUUUGUUAAUCGAAAAAUGGUCAAAGUUCACCUGCGUUUUAACUGUUUGGCUGGUAAAAUUAUCUGUCAUGAGUAAAGUGAGCUAGUUAAACGAUGAAGAAAGGAAUCUUUGCCCAUCGAAAAAUAAAUUCAAAUCCAGGAAUUGAAAAUUCGGCGGACAAACUGAAAGAUCCAGUGAAGAAACCGUGGCAGCAAGAAAAAAUUAGCUUCAAUCAAGCGAAAAUUAGCGCAAAGGAUGAUGAUUUGCCACUUGUGAAACAGCCAAGCCAUGAGGAUGGCAGUAGCAUUUCAUAUUUCCUUCAAGUGAAUGAAGAUUACGACCGGCUAAUGAAGCGAAUGGAUUGUGUUCCCGAUGAACUGGCCACUUUCAUUGAUAAUGAGCUGAAACGUGCCGAAGAUAAAAAUGCUUUGAUGCAGAGAGAAUUGUUGGAAAAAAUAGAAAAUUUAAGAGACAGUGUCACUAAGGUUGAAAAGUCCAUGACCGAUGAAACACAAACUCGAAUCAAUGGCUGCCUUAAGGACACCAUUAGCACGAUGAUGAAGCAGCAUGAGUCGCAAAUACAAUCAAUUAUCAAAAGCACUUUACCAAAUCCAUCGAUACAUUCUAACGAGUCAUUCUUGAAAGUUCUGGACGAAGAUCAUGCACGUGAAUCACACGUGAAAAUCGAUACGAACAGUGAAUGCUUUAAACGGCAGGUUAGUAACCGUAACGUGCAGUUGGAACCACUAACUACUGCGGUGAGUGGUGAUGAUGCACAAGCUGUGACUCAGCUGUACGCGAACGAACAAAGUGAAUUGAAAUAUGUGCUGAUGAAAGAUGAAUUGGCUAAACGGCAGAUCGUACUCGAUGAAGUGUUGCUGAUCAACGAAGCGCUACGAAUUAAGAUUAGAGAAUAUGAGCUGGACGGUUUGAAGCUUUCACUGGUGAAGUUACCUGUAUCAGAUUCGUCGGUUCAAACGGAUAAUUGGAAAGAUUUAAGACAUAAUGAGUUGUGCAAUGAAUCUCGUAGUGAAUCCGUCGAUGAAAUUCGAGAAAGCGUCAGUAGCAUUAAAUCAAGUCCGUCGAAUUUUCAGUACGAUUCUGUGAGUACGAUGAAGGAAAUGAUUUCAAAAUUGAAAAUCGACGACCGAAAACGAAGAAGGAAAGUGGAGAAAUUGGUUCUGAAGAAUUUUUCUUUAAAAUUGGAAGUUUGCGAAUUGAAAAAGGAAAUUAAGAAAUACUCUAGCGUAUGGGCUAAUGACAGAUACUUUAAUAGCUUGUUUCUGGAUACUACGAAGGUGACCGUAUCGAAAUAAUGGUAUAAUCAUUGUCGGGCUUUUGAUUAAACUCUUCAGAUUGGAUAUAUUGUUGCCUUUUCGUUUGUAUUUUUUUUGUUCAGAAAUGAGACAAAAAGAGUUUAUCGUUAAUUUUCUAAAAAAUUUAAACUUCUCUAUGGGUCUUGACCUAAUAAAUGUGGCAAGGGUAGUAAAGUGAAAAUUAUGCGACACUACAACCGUUCGUCGAUUUUAUAAGAAAAAAAAUUCAGGUUUUUACGUUAUUUAUACCUACUUGACUCGCCUAAGCAAUGUCUCUAAUUCUAACUAUCUAGGAAUCGUGUUUGGUUGGAAGUCUUUUCCAAACAUUUUAUUCGAACAUUUGUCAGGUUAUAUUUUGACCUACGAGAUCAUUCUCACCAUUCUUCAUUAUUUAUACCAAUGUCUUCAAAACAAGGCAGGAUUAUAUUAUCUGUUAAAUACUGUCUUCGAGUCAAUGCUAUCAUAGACUCUACAAGCCACGCAUUCGUAACAUUUGCAGAUGAAAUUUGAAUGGACUACCUUUUUUGAGCAUUGAUUGCUGGUGAAUGAUGAUGAUGUUUCCAUUGAUUAAUUUCUCGGUUUGCUAUGCAAGAACACCUGAGAGAUCUUUAAUAAUAAUAUUAACCUCUAAGUCUUCGAUGGUGAUUUUCAUUCGUUUAUAGAUGUUAUAUUCCUUCAUAACGGUACACGAAUUCUUCACAACAUUGUACCGUUCACACUUUUCAUUUGAACUCAAGUUCAAUUUUUAACCUUCAUCCACACUGACCAACUUUCAAAAAUGUUUUCUAUUGUUAAUCAAAUCUGUUACUUCGUUUAUUUAACGUGUCGCUUACCAACGUUUUUCUAUAUUCAAAUUCUUUUAAAUGCUACAUGCGUCGAAAACCGUACUUUUCAUGUUUUAAGCACUACUUUCGACGUCCUCAACAUGUAAUAUAUAUUACUUCGUUUGUUGGAACCCACAUUUCUCGAUAUAAGAGAAAUGGUCCUUGUUGAUAAUAGAUGGAUAGGUUAAUUAGUGUGACUUUUAGUGUGAGUUGUUUCCUUCCUCAAUAAUUAUGGAUCCGACUUAUUGGAAUUAAUCAGAGCCCAACAUUGAAUGGGAACCAGAGGAGUUCUUGAGAUCAUUUUCAACUAAGAAGAAAAAACGUUUUUAACUAAUUGAACACAGAACAUGAUACUACGGCAAGAAGCUUGAUUUUUUUUUGCGUUGAACGGUAAAACUGCGAUUUGCCUUUGUUGACAGAAAUCCCAAACCUUUGCUAUGACUUGCUAUGUCUUGGAAUAUUUAUGUUCAUAUUUAACGAAAACACUUUCUUUUU